AUGCUGCCGUGGAUUCACUGGCCACCGAAGGUCUCGAGUCAAAAAUUAGUAGGGUCGUGCUUGCUGAAUGCUCGUAAAUCGGAAUUGGCUACCCUAAAUCGCAUCCAGGAGGUGAUCUACGAGCCGCGUAAAGAUGAAGGCACGGCAAAGGUUGGACUACGUAAUUUGGAGCAUUGUGAACGUGAUCUGACCGGUAGCGACGAUUGUGAGCAGGAAGCUGCCGGAAAAUGCAUUUAA
Phytophthora nicotianae INRA-310 is the source of this 237-nucleotide messenger RNA. RefSeq lists its product as hypothetical. The transcript has a single exon. NCBI's taxonomy places the organism in Eukaryota, Oomycota, Peronosporomycetes, Peronosporales, Peronosporaceae. The record is from RefSeq and is a predicted model, not a curated record. The coding region runs from base 1 to 237 and encodes 78 amino acids.